CUCCUGUGGUAUCCUGGCAGUAGCCUAUUGCAGAGCAGGUUAUGAUGCACUGGAGGCGGAGGCAACAAGGAGCGUGUCGGUGCCUCGGACAAACCAGGGAGCCUCACUUCCGACAGCCACCAGUUUGAGAUGGGACCUCUCUGCGACCUAAGCGAGCUUUUUACGCACAAAGUUCGAGAUUAUUCGCUUUUUAAUCCGCCGAUUCUAGACUUUACGCAGCGGUAGAAGACAACAUACAGCCUGUCCUCCUGUGGUGGGACAAUUGCUCCUGCCAGGGUUGCUCUGCUGUUUUAGAUGUGUCUGAGGCGAGAGAUUCAACCGGGACAACCAUCCAUUCACAGCCCUACAAGUCAGGUCAAACUGGAGCGUCUUUUCUGACACAAACUAAUUCAAGAGCUCAAAACGGAAGCAGCUCAACCUUAGGCCUGAACUGACUAUAACAAGACGCAGCAUCUGGCCACAGAGACUUAUCCAAAACGCACGAAACACUAACGGGAAUUCAUGUCGGACUGAGUGAUGUUGGAACUGCUGGGAGUUGUGCGUAAAAGCAGUUGCGCACCGGACAGGAAGUGAACUAAUUAUUAUCAAACCCCAUCCCUCAUUUCCAUAUCUAGUGUGAGUUGCCUGGAUCGCAGCCAAUCACCCACCGAAGGGCAGAGAGAGUCGUCAAAGCAUUAUCCUUCCUCCAUCAUAAUCACACUGACAUGCGCAAUCUGCACACGGGCAUCAACAUCAGACACCGUUCACUUAUUUCACCGACCUCGCUCCUUCUGAAAGGUCCCAUUCGCUGCUUGUAGAUGAUUCAGCGAAGGGCAGCAGCGAGUCGCACAGAAAGCUCGACAUGUCCCGCCGCAAGCAAGCCAAGCCGCAGCAGCUGAAGUCAGAUGAAGAGGCGACACAGACUGGACUCCUCUGCAGAAACAGCAUCCUUGAUGGCCUGGAGAGAGAGGAGAUCAAUGGAGAGUGGCAGAGUAGUGAAGAAACACACAUCUGUGACAAAUGCUGCGCUGAGUUCAUCACUUGGACUGAACUGAGCGACCAUCAGAAAGUGUGCACUGAGGAUCCCUUGGUGCUGAUAGUUAAGGACAAUAAAGGGAAGCCUGUUCCUGAGGAGUCUCCUAUGGGAGCCUCUCCGGUUCCUAGCAUGGUUUCCAGUGACUUGUCUGCAGCAGAGUCCACAGAUGCUGGCUUUGAGCUGGGAGAGGCGCUGGUGAAUGACAGUGACAGUCUGGGAAAUGUAGAGGAAGACAGGGAGCGGGAAGAUGCCAUGGAACUUGAGCAUCGUCCGCAGGACGAAUAUACUACACUCUCCAGCCCUCAGCUUCCAGAUUCAGCUCAGUCCACCUCUCCACGGAUGUCAGGAGCUGGCAGCUACAGCAUGCCAAGCACAAAUGUAACUCUGGAGAUCCUUCACAGCACCAGGGUGGCUGUUGCCCAGUUCUCCCAGGGGAUCAACAGCAGUGGUACAGGAGGGAAGGCAGCUUCAGCAGCCAUCCCUGCAAUCCUGGAGCACCUGCUGGCCCUGCAGCAGCAACAGGUCCACCAGCUGCAGCUUAUUGAGCAGAUCUGCAGCCAGGUAGCCAUCAUGAACAGACAGCCAACACAAGCUGCAUUAAACCCGGUUUCCAGAUCCCUGUCUCUGGCGCAUAACCCUUUCCCCACUCAAGGCAUCAUCCCUCCUCCCAUCUUGCCUCUGUCAGGGACAAUACCCUCCAACAUUAAUGGACAAGCUGCUGUUUCUUUGUCAUCUGUGCUAGAAAAGUCACAAAAUACCCCCUCACAAACUGUAUGUGGGCAGUCCACCUUUAAAGAUGUUAGAUGUACCCCAGCCUCCACAGAAAAUCCAACCCCAUCUCUCUCCAGCAGCAGCAGCAGCAGCAGCUCCACAUUACUUCCUCCUUACACAGGUUCACACACCAGUAGCAUUAGCUGCACUCAGACACUGAGCUCGUCCAGUCCACUGUCCCUGGGGCAGAGCAGCCUCCUCAGCUCAUCCUCCAGUCUGCCAUUUCUACCUCAGAGCCCCCCCAGGAGCGUCAUUUUCCCCAAUCCCUUGGCUAGCAUUGCCGCCACAACUAAUGCACUUGACCCUCUUGCAGCCCUGAUGAAGCACAGGAAAGGGAAACUGCCUAAUGUGUCCUUGUUCGAAAUGAAGCCCAGCCCAGACGAGCCCUUCUUCAAGCAUAAAUGCAGGUUCUGUGCCAAAGUGUUUGGCAGUGACAGCGCUCUGCAGAUCCACCUGCGCUCCCAUACAGGGGAGCGACCCUUCAAAUGCAACAUCUGUGGCAAUCGCUUUUCUACGAAAGGGAACUUAAAGGUGCACUUCCAGAGGCAUAAAGAGAAGUACCCUCAUGUUCAGAUGAAUCCCUACCCUGUGCCAGAAUAUCUAGACAAUGUGCCAACAAGUUCUGGGAUUCCCUAUGGAUUGUCCAUCCCUCCAGAAAAAACUGUCUCCUCCUGGCUGGAUAACAAACCUGUUGUAGCAACUGUGCCAGCCACCAUGGGUCUUCCUCUUUCUUCCACUAUUACCAGUAUUGAAGGCUCAAAUGACCCUGUAAGUGUAACACCAUCCAUUAAAUCUCCCUACCAGCUGGCGCCUGGUGCAUGUGUGUCUUUGUCACCUAACCACAGAAGCAGCGAGGCUCGUUUCUCUCCUUUUUCAGACAGAAGAAGUGAGACAGAAGCAUCGAAUAUACUGAAAACAGAAGUAGUGCCCCUGCCACAAAGCUACUCCCUGAGCCUGAGAGCCAGUGCAAUAACAGAGGCAACCAGCACUACGAUCCCAUCUGUGUCAACCACACCUGAGCCUGUCACCUCAGCCUCCCCUGCCUCCAACUCUCCACCCCUCUCAUUAAACUCAGAGGAACCUAAAUUCCCAUCGGGGGGCUUCCUGGACUCUGCGGAAACAUCUGAAACCUCAAAGCUUCAGCAGCUAGUGGAAAAUAUUGACAAAAAGAUUAAAGACCCCAACCAGUGCGUCCUGUGUCACCGCAUCCUCAGCUGUCAAAGUGCACUGAAGAUGCACUACCGCAUUCACACCGGCGAGCGGCCCUUUAAAUGCAAAGUGUGUGGCCGGGCCUUCACCACUAAAGGUAAUCUGAAGACUCACAUCAGUGUUCACAGAGAAAAUCCUCCAGUUCAGGUGCAUCACUCGUGUCCUAUUUGUCAGAAGAAGUUCACCAACGCUGUUGUUCUGCAGCAGCAUAUCCGCCUGCACAUGGUUGGGCAGAUUCCAGACUCAGCGCUUGUGGGUGGACUGCAGGAAAUAGAUGUCAAUAUCUCUGUUAAUGAGAAGAACUUUGACAGUCUGCACAGCAAUGGCAAUGACCUCACUGAUGAUAUUUCAAUGGAGGAUGAAAAUGUGGAAGAGGAAAUGGAAACUAUAGAGGAAGGUGUGAGUCCAUCUAAAUCCUUGAGCUCUGACUGUAAUUCGCCUCCUAAGUCCUCUACCAUUGUUUCCAGUAAAGCAUCUCUGGAGGACCAAAUGAGGAUGAUUGACUCUACUGUAAGCCUAAACCACUCCUUCCAUUUAAAAUCACUGGCAAAUGGUUUUAAUGACAGCAGCCAAGUCAAUACUAAAUGCACUUUAUCAGAGAAUAAGGUGGAGAAUUUCAGAGCAAACAGCCCAAGUGUGCCUGAAUCCUCCUGUUCACCUCAUGUAUCAGUGUCUCCUAUUCAAAGCAACUCAGAGGGCAUGAAGAUCAAAUCGCCUACAGUGGACAACAACAGGCCAGAAUCCCAAGAGCCUUUGGCAGCCUCAGUGAAGAGAGAGCAAUCUGAGUCUCCAACCUCUGCAUCAGCAGCUGCAGCAGUGCAGGAGCUAAAAAGGAUCCAACCCAGUAGGCUCUGUGUGAAAGAGGAGACGCCGUACAGUACGUUGUUCCAGCUGUGCAGAGAAAGAGCUGCAGGUCAAAGCAUUCCCAGCCUGGUUUCCAGCACAUCACUAGGCAAGAUAAAAACUGAAGUGAAUGGUCACAGUCUGCCAAACAACCCAACCGGAGGUCGCCCCCCGCCGUUUAGCGUGCAUGCCCCUGCUGCAUAUCCAUCAGUUGGCAGUCCAGGAAUGGCCUCCCUCCUUGGCCCUGUGCUCCCUCGACGAACACCAAAGCAGCACAACUGCAAUGUCUGUGGGAAGAACUUCUCUUCAGCCAGUGCUCUACAGAUCCAUGAGCGCACACACACCGGGGAGAAACCGUUUGUCUGCUCCAUCUGCGGCAGAGCUUUCACAACUAAAGGCAAUCUGAAGGUUCAUAUGGGAACUCACAUGUGGAACAAUGCCCCAGCUAGGAGAGGCCGGCGGCUGUCGGUGGAGAACCCCAUGGCCCUGCUGGGUGGAGAGGCUCUGAAGUUUGAGGAGAUGUUUCAAAAGGACUUGGCAGCUCGAGCUCUGAAUGUAGAUCCUGGAUUUUGGAACCGCUAUGUGACAGCUUUCACCAAUGGCCUGGCCAUGAAGAACAAUGAGAUUGCAGUGAUUCAGAGCAGAGGCAUCUCUCAGCUUCACCCUCUGACUGCAGGCAUUGACAGAGUGAGCACUGCAGCAAGUCCAAUAACCAGUCUAACUAAAACCGGCAUGGACCUGGGAAAUAACAGACAUUUUGCUAUGCUGAUUGAUGACAGCAAAGAAAUUGGAAUCAACUGAAUAAACCUGAAUGCUGAUGAAAUACUUAUGCAAACUAUUAUGGAUGUUAAAAUAUUUGUAAAAUGUUUUGUUUGCUUUUAUGUAUUAUAGAUUUAAAAAAGAACUUUUUAUCAAUGAACAGAGAUUAGAGUGUAUUCACAUUUUGCUGUUUUACUUUGCAGUCAUUUGUGAAUGUUUUUUUUUCUCUAUACAUUAAAUAAAGUGUUUUAACUUUUACCGGAACAUUUCUACGGUGCUUAGACAUAUGGUUGCUCUGAAGAAGGAAGCAUAUGUUCAAAUCAAUAAUGCAAAGAGUCUGCUAUCUCCUCCGGACAGCUGCUCAAUGCUGCUCACUGGUGCACAGCACAAAUAUCCUCAUAAAAACCCAUGACCUGCAGUAAUCGGUUGUCAGUGUUAUGGUGAGAAACUGUCAUUCUUAAACAACUGGAACAAAUAAAAGCUAAAGCAAACAGCCUGUAUGUUCAGUUCA
Molecule: messenger RNA, 5108 nt
Organism: Monopterus albus (swamp eel)
Lineage: Eukaryota; Metazoa; Chordata; Actinopteri; Synbranchiformes; Synbranchidae
Gene: sall3b
Product: spalt-like transcription factor 3b
Exons: 5
Coding region: 842-4639 (1265 amino acids)
Biological process (GO): regulation of transcription by RNA polymerase II
Cellular component (GO): nucleus
Molecular function (GO): DNA-binding transcription factor activity, RNA polymerase II-specific; RNA polymerase II cis-regulatory region sequence-specific DNA binding
Source: RefSeq, a predicted model, not a curated record